This is a messenger RNA of Phoenix dactylifera (date palm), 2566 nucleotides long. RefSeq names its product F-box protein At3g12350. The record is from RefSeq and is a predicted model, not a curated record. Gene Ontology annotation, cellular component: cytoplasm; SCF ubiquitin ligase complex. NCBI's taxonomy places the organism in Eukaryota, Viridiplantae, Streptophyta, Magnoliopsida, Arecales, Arecaceae. Gene Ontology annotation, molecular function: protein binding. Gene Ontology annotation, biological process: gibberellic acid mediated signaling pathway; SCF-dependent proteasomal ubiquitin-dependent protein catabolic process.
AGAAUAUUCCAUCAAUGUUUCCCCAUCUCUCGGUUCGGCGGUGGUACCGGCGAAAGCCAAAACGCCUCGUAAUGCCAUUUUUUAUCUUUUCCGCGAAGCUCUGUUUCCGUGUUCCCCAAUCCAUUGAAUCGAUCACGAUCCUCCUCGGCUCUCGCCUCCAUUUCUCCAUCACCCGCAAGCCCUAACCCCAAUCCUAGCAAUGGCAUCGCCACCGCCGACCUCGUUCUCCGACUUCCCAGAGGACGUGCAGCUCAACGUGCUCUCCUUCCUCUCUCCUGCCGAGGUCUCCGCCUUCGCCUGCACCUCCCGUCGCUUCGCCGCCCUAUGCAGCGCCUCCACCUCCGACAGCCCCGUCUGGCUCGUCAUGUGCGACCGCCGGUGGGGCUCUAAGACCCUGAUUCGCUCCUGGGCCUCCGGCGGCGGCGGCGGCCGCGUCCCCUACGCCCGCCUCUAUCGCACCCUCGACCGUUGGGAGAGCCUCAUCGGCUUCUGGCGCCGCAUCGGCCAGGGCACUCCUGGCACCCCGCCCCUCGUCUUCUUCGAGUGGGGGCCCUCCUACAUCACCGGAUCCCGCGUCUCCCCCUCCGCCGAGACCGGUACGUACGGCGUCCUCAAGGUUCCCUUCCUCUGGCUGGGCCUUUCUGCCCAUGGCGAUCCCGUGAGCUUCCUCCACCCGGGAUCCCGGUUCGAGUCACCGGGAGAAUUCUUCAGUUCGGCUUCAGGGCCGUCGUCGGAUUCCGAUUUGGUGCCGGUGACCGUUAGUUUUAUGGGCUGCAACCAUUUUGUUGUGGAGGAGAACCGUAGCUUCUACGCUGAGGCUCGGGGUGGCGAUUCAGGGGUUUUGGAUGAGGUGGCAGAGAUCGAGAGUACAUCACCGCCGGACCGAUUGAUGUCGGAGAUCUACCAGUACUUUGCCAACCGGAUGAGCCCGGGCGGUGACAGGGCUUCCAGAAGGCAGAGGAAGAAGGAAAGGGAGAAGCUUGGAAGGAGGAGACUAUGGGAAGCUGAGCAUUUCGUGAAGAUUGUCAACUAUCAACCCACCCCUUCACGGCCUUUGCAAGGCUUAUGGAAGGGGAUUUGUGAGGACAAUGUCCUGGAUUUUUACCUUGUUUCAUAUGAUGAUGUCGGUGGAAUAACUUGUAGACGUGUUGGUGAUGCGGGGGAGCUAUUCGCUGGUUAUUCCCCUGUUUUCUGGACUUCAAACACCACAUUUCUUGAAUCCCCAUUUUCUAAAGAGGAACAGGAUCUGUAUAGUAGCCGUGAGCACAUACGUGCAGUGGCUUCGAAUUGGAGCAACAUGGACAGGGAAGUGGUCUCACGCAUUCUCUGUAUCAACUCCAGUUAUGACCUGGUGAUUCCAGAUCUAUCUGGUUCUUCUGGUGAUCCAAGAAAUGUGGAGGGAAGGAUAUGGGAGUAUGAAGAUGGGACUUUCGGGUUCGGGUUUUUUCGGAACAACUUUAUCAUUGACCUGAAGCAUAUAACUUUAAAUGGGAAACUGCCUUGGAAGGGAAAGAGUAUUUUGUGUGUGUGGUCCAACUUUUCUACAAGAACGGGCUUUUCCACAAGGACAACCUGGUGCAAUUGAUGGAAUAGAUGUUGUCUUUCUCUUGGGAACAAUGGACUUUGUUGGUAAGAUAUUAUAUUUGCGGUAAUUAUGUUAUCAUAAGCUAUUAGGGUGGUGAGUGAUUAAUUGGCAUGCAGCAUAAAGUGGCAGCGUAACUCCAUAAAAUUAUGAGAAACUUAGGAUUGUUCCAAUGUUCAGCAAUAUCUGAUUGCUCGAGGUGGUGUGAUUAUGCCUUGUAUUUUGAGAGAAUGGCCUUCUUAGGAAGUUAGAUGAUGCAACGUUGGUGAUGUUUCCAGAAAUCUUGAUUCUCCUUAGCAAAUUAGAAAUGCAAGGCUACUGUAAGAUCUUAUGAUAUAUUUUUUUAUUUACUUCUCUUCCUAAUAAUUUUCUUAUAUUUUUGCUCUUAAUUUAGGAAGUUGGCAGUUAUCUUGUCUCAUCACUAUGGCCUUUAUAUUUUGAAUUUGUCCAUUGAUAACCGUCACUUCACCACCCAUGAAAAGGGGAAAAAGAACCUUGAUUAAUCAAGGGAUAUCAGCCAUUGAUGUAGGAUGAGCUCAAUUCGUCACUGAUAGCAUCAAACACGGCUGCAUGAUUACUUCUGUAUGUAAUUAUGUAUAGUUGUGAUGCUUUUUUGAAACAAAACUAUCUAUACACAUCUGAUCGAUUUUUACUAAGGACCCUGAAUGGCCAUGAUGACAGAAUGAUAUUGACCUCAAUUUUUCUGUGUUGUACCAUAUAUCUGUAAGCUGAGCACCAAGUGUCACCAGAAACUUCCACUGUGGGGACUGCAGGAACUGGUGUUUUUUCAUUAUAAGUCAUCUUAAAACCUUGAUUCUGUAAUGUAAAUUUGGUUCUGAACAUUGUCCCAACAAUGGACAGAAUGUGGUCUCUGUUGGUCCAAAGACAACUAGAAUGUGUCGUAUUGGUUUCAUGUGGAUGCAGGUGGAAGGUGCAUAUUGUAUUUAAUAUUUGUCACUUUAAAGGUGAUCAUGACUGCUUAAA